Molecule: messenger RNA, 1220 nt
Organism: Sphenostylis stenocarpa
Lineage: Eukaryota; Viridiplantae; Streptophyta; Magnoliopsida; Fabales; Fabaceae
Source: the annotation of a GenBank genome assembly
AUGUAUCAAAACCAAGCGUUUUCUUCAGGGUCCUAUGCAGAUAUGUUGUCUGGAAAUCCUCUUUUACCUUAUAACUACAGUGAAAAUGUUGGAGGACAAAAUGAGUUGAAAUUCAUGACAUAUAUGAGGGACACAAUGACUAUGCAAUCUAUUCAUGGGCAUUCAAAUGCUGCUGCCGCAGCUGAUCAAGACACUUUUGCUAAUGCCGGAGAUUCCCAUUCCCAUAUUAUUCCAAGGACAACACAAUUGGGACUUGUGGACAGUGAGCAAAAUGUACAUAACCAAUGCUUGUCUCUUAGCCUUGGAUCUGUGAUCCCUUCUAUUGCAUCAGUCCCUACCUUUCCAUACCAUUAUCCUGGCACCGGAUUCUCUCCACUAAUGACUGCUUCUGUCCCAAAUUUAAAGGGUACUUCAUCUGUUAAAGAUGAUGAGGCCAGUCUACAAAUGGAAUUGAGAAAUACUGAGUGCAUGGCAUCUUUAGCUUCUUGUGGCUAUCACAAAAGGGAUGGUUUGUUGUAUACACCACCACACCCAUUAAUGUGCCUCAGUGAAGGCCAAAGCGAUGGAUCGCUAGGCUUUCCCAGCAGUGUCUUGAACUCACAAUACCUCAAGGCAGCACAGGAAUUGCUUGAUGAAAUAGUUAAUGUGCGAAAAGCUUCGAAGCAAACUGCUUUAGAGAAGCAACAGAGUUUCCGUGAUAUUGAUUUAGAUGGCUCCAAGGAUUCUGAAGGUAAAUCUAACAGCCAAUCAGUGCAGAUAUCUUCAGGCCCCAGUAGUUCUGCUGCAAAUUCUUCACGUGAUCUAUCACCUGCAGAACGACAUAAUUUGCUGGACAAGAAAACAAAACUUUUGUCUAUGUUGGAUGAGGUUGAUGAACGAUACAGACAUUACUGCCACCAGAUGCAGAUAGUGGUUUCAUCUUUUGAUACGGUUGCUGGUUAUGGAGCAGCUGAACCAUACACUGCACUUGCCUUGCGCACAAUAUCACGCCACUUCCGGUGUUUGCGCGAUGCCAUCAGUGGCCAAAUUCUAGUGACUCAAAAGAGCCUUGGAGAACAAGAAGGGAUACCUCGUCUCCGCAAUGUUGAUCAGCAGCUUAGGCAACAAAAGGCUCUUCAGCAACUUGGUGUAAUGCGACAAGCUUGGAGACCUCAGAGGGGACUUCCUGAAACCUCUGUUUCUAUACUUCGUGCAUGGCUCUUUGAACAUUUCCUUCAUCC